Molecule: messenger RNA, 336 nt
Organism: Leishmania mexicana MHOM/GT/2001/U1103
Lineage: Eukaryota; Euglenozoa; Kinetoplastea; Trypanosomatida; Trypanosomatidae
Product: putative dynein-light chain-protein
Exons: 1
Coding region: 1-336 (111 amino acids)
Biological process (GO): microtubule-based movement
Cellular component (GO): cytoplasmic dynein complex; cytoplasm
Molecular function (GO): dynein intermediate chain binding
Source: RefSeq, a predicted model, not a curated record
AUGGCCUCCGACGACCGCAUCACGUUGGUCGAUGACGCCUCCAUCAUCUGCGAAGACGUCGUCAACGCGCUCUUCAGCCACGAGACGCGCUAUCACCACAGCAAGAUCGCCGGCCUCGUCUCCGCCAUCUCCGAUCAGGUGGUGCAGCGGCUGACGCAGGAGGCGAAGCUGCCGCGCAAAUACGUCGUCCUCGUCACGAUCCUGCAGAAAAAUGGCGCUGGCGCGCAGAUGAUCUCGUCAUGCUCAUGGAACCCAACGAGUGACGCGUGCUACGUGUAUAAAGCGGAGAACAAAGCCAUGUACUGUAUCAUUACGGUCUACGGUGUCACCGUGUAG